AUGAACAAUUCAGACAGCAGAAUAAAUCCUAGACAACUGGGAACUCCCAGAGGUAUUAAAGCAGAGUGAGGAUCCUAUGCUGCUGUCCCAACGUCAGGGGAUAGAAAGAAUCUAAAUAAACCCACUCGAGGGAGGAAGAAGAGUAUAUUUGAAGCCUACAUGUCAAAAGAAGAUUCAGGACUGAAAAGGGGAGAGCUAAUUCAGGGACCCUUGAGAAUAAAUCCUAAGAAGUACCAUGAAGCCUUCAUUCCAUCUCCAGAUGGUGCUCGUGAUAUCUUUAUUGAUGGAGUGGUUGCUCGCAACAGAGCCCUGAAUGGUGACAUCGUGGUGGUGAAACUUCUGCCCAAGGAGCAAUGGAAGGUAAUAAAGCCAGAUGGUAGUGACAAAGAAACAGAAGUCACGCAUGAAUCAGAUGUCCCUGAGGAUAUGUUGGGGAGUUGCAUUCCUCAAGAGACAGCGAAAGGCGAUGCUGGAAGUCCGGAUGUCAUUAUAGAAGCUCAGUUUGAUGAUAAUGAUGCAGAGCAUGGACAAGGCCACUUGCAGGAUGUGUUGACUGAUGACAUUAAGAAACUUUCCCUGGAUACUGGUGAAAAGGCAAAGGCUGUUGGGAUCGGUGGUGUGCACAAAACAAAGCAAGACGAUGGAACCAAGGUGGAUGAUCCCAGGCUCCUCCCAGAUAAGUUUCUUCAAAGGACAGCCAAGGUGGUCUAUAUUUUGGAAAAGAAGCAUUCCCGAGCAGCUACAGGCUUCAUCAAGCUUUUGGCAGACAGGAACAGUGAACUCUUCAAGAGGUGUGCCAUGUUCUCACCUGUGGACCACAGAGUGCCCAGGGCCUAUGUGUCCUUAGCUGAUUGCCCUCCAGACUUUGUGACCAGGCCUGAGGACUAUUCAAAUAUACUCUUCAUCUGUCGCAUAGUGGACUGGAAAGGAGACAGCAACUUUGCAACAGGGCAGUUGGCCAAAAGUCUUGGGCAGGCCGGGGAGAUUGAGCCAGAAACGGAAGGAAUCCUGACGGAGUAUGGUGUGGAUUUCUCUGACUUUUCCCCCGAAGCCCUGGAAUGUCUUCCCCAGAGCCUGCCUUGGGUUAUCUCACCGGGAGAGUUGGCCAAAAGAAAGGAUUUAAGGAAAGAAUGCAUUUUCACCAUCGACCCGUCAACUGCCAAAGAUCUUGAUGAUGCUUUGUCCUGUAAACAACUCCCUGACGGGAACUUCGAAGUGGGUGUUCACAUCGCAGAUGUAAGCUACUUUGUACUGGAAGAAACAGCACUGGAUAAAGUAGCAAGCGAAAGAGCAACUAGUGUCUAUCUAGUGCAAAAGGUAAUCCCAAUGCUUCCCAAGAUGCUCUGUGAGGAGUUAUGCAGUCUCAAUCCCAUGCGAGAUAGGCUGACAUUCUCUGUGAUGUGGAAGGUGACUCCAGAAGGCAAGAUCCUUGAUGAAUGGUUUGGGCGGACAGUCAUCUGCUCCUGCGUGAAGCUGAGCUAUGACCAUGCACAGAGUAUGAUUGAAAGCCCUGGGAAGGUGUUCUCACCUGAAGAAUUACCCCCUGUCUCCCCUCAACACUCAAUAGCUGAGAUCCAGCAAGCUGUGCUGAACCUGCAUCGAAUUGCCCAGCAUCUCCGCAAACAGCGCUUCAUUGAUGGUGCUCUGCGCUUAGACCAGCUGAAGCUGUCGUUUACCUUGGACCAGGAGAGUGGGAUGCCUCAAGGCUGUUAUAUCUAUCAGUACCGGGACAGCAACAAGCUGGUAGAAGAGUUCAUGCUGCUCGCGAACAUGGCCGUGGCCCAUCAGAUCUACCGUUCCUUCCCUGAGCAGGCCCUGCUUCGCCGCCACCCCCCACCACAAACCAAGCUGCUGAAAGACCUCAUGGAGUUUUGCAACCAAGUUGGCCUUGACAUCGACUUCAGCAGCGCGGGGACCCUGCACAGAAGCUUAAAUGAAACAUUUGGUGCUGACAAAUACUCCGAAGCCAGGAAAGAAGUGCUGACCAACAUGUUCUCCAGGCCCAUGCAGAUGGCUCUCUACUUCUGCACCGGCAUCAUGGAGGACGAGACCCUCUUUCGCCACUACGCCCUGAACGUACCCUUCUACACACACUUCACCUCACCUAUCCGCCGCUAUGCAGACAUCAUCGUGCACCGUCUCCUCUCCGCCUCGCUCGGUGCCAGUUCCCCCAUGAAGAUGGAGAAGGAGGCCAUCCAGAGACAGGCAGAUCACUGCAACGACCGGAAGAUGGCUUCCAAGAGGGUGCAGGAGCUCAGCACUGACCUCUUCUUUGCCAUCUUUGUCAGGGAGUGUGGUCCUCUGGAGUCAGAGGCCAUGGUGAUGGGUGUCCUUAACGAGGCCUUUGAUGUCCUGGUGCUGAAGUUUGGAGUCCAGAAGCGCAUCUACUGCAAUGCGCUGCCCUUGCUGGGCUUCCACUUCCAGAAGGUGGGGAGGAAGCCAGAGCUGAUGCUCAUGUGGGAGCCGGAGAACCUGGAGCAGGAAUCUGUGCCCCAGGUGAUCAGCAUUUUCACGCUGGUGGAGGUCGUGCUGACGUCGGACAGCAUCCCGCUCAAAUACAGCGCCCUGCUCAAGAGACCGAGCUCGGAGAAGUGA
Cariama cristata (Red-legged seriema) is the source of this 2595-nucleotide messenger RNA. It is a transcript of the gene DIS3L2, whose product is annotated as DIS3 like 3'-5' exoribonuclease 2. The transcript is spliced from 20 exons. Gene Ontology annotation, molecular function: 3'-5'-RNA exonuclease activity; RNA binding. Lineage: Eukaryota; Metazoa; Chordata; Aves; Cariamiformes; Cariamidae. Gene Ontology annotation, cellular component: exosome (RNase complex); P-body. Gene Ontology annotation, biological process: miRNA catabolic process. The record is from RefSeq and is a predicted model, not a curated record.